UGCGGAAAAGAGUUGGCGAAGCAGAGCCAGAAGCGGUGCGGGAGAAAGAAGCGCGUGCGGCUCCCCUUUUAAGUUUUGCCUGCCUUCCCGGCAAACGCGCUUUGGUGCAUCAUCGGGUGCGGAGCCUUUCCUUGUUUCUUUCUUACAAAGCAAGGUAGGGCGGACGAGUCUCUUGAGUUCCCAUCGCAGCACCGCCGAUGUUCAUAUGACUGAAAAAACGCUUCUGGAAGUGGUAUAUUUGGUCCCCUCGCCUCUAAAUUAGCCCGGAAAGAGGCAUCCUUGCAGCCGGAAAACUAGGAAGCGACCCUUUCGAAAGGGAAGAGGAGGCAGCACCCGCUUCUUUUAGUUGGGUUUGGUGUCCAGUCAUGGUGGGCCACCACGACCACAUGUUCAAAGUCUUAAUUAUUGGUGAUGCCACAGUUGGGAAGACCUCUUUAGUCCAGCGAUAUGCUAAUGACAGCUUCAACAAGCACUACAAGUCUACUGUAGGAGUGGAUUUUGCUCUGAAGGUGGUGCAAUGGUCAGAGUCUGAGACAGUGAGGUUACAACUAUGGGACAUUGCUGGUCAGGAACGUUUCACAUCAAUGACUCGGCUGUAUUACAAGGAGGCAUCAGCCUGUGUCAUUAUGUUUGAUGUCACCAAUUUUAGCACAUUCCUCAAUUGCCAGAAAUGGAAACAAGAUUUGGAUAGCAAAGUGAAACUGCAAGAUGGAAGUCCUGUCCAUUGUCUGCUAUUGGCUAAUAAGAGUGAUCUUUAUCCAUGGGCUAUGACUAGAGAAGAAAUUGAUCUGUUCAGCAAAGAGAAUGGUUUUACGGGUUGGACUGAAACAUCUGUCAAGGAAAACAAAAAUGUCAAUGAGUCAAUGAGGGUCCUUAUUGAAAAAAUGAUGGUCACAACAUGGCCAGGAGAUAACGAUAUGUCUGUUUCAGGCCGUGGGGACUAUAUCAAUCUGAAAGAUGAAUCCACACCCAACUGGGGUUGCUGCUAACUAUAUUUGCUUCUUCAUCUGGCCAGAGGUCUAAAGUGCCAUCCAGACAAUCUAUAUACUUUUAAAAGCACACAUAAAUUCUGUCUUUGCACUGUUGAGAAAAUCAGAAGAGAAGGCAAUCCCUCAUUCUAGCAAGGAUAAUGGAAAAUACUGGCUUGGCUGCUUAUGAACCAUGAGGGGUACUUUCCCCGUUUCAUUCAGCAUUGUCUCUUCAGCUUCUUCAAUUAUGAAGGAUCUGCUGAUUUCAGCUCCCAGCAGUUAAAAGAAGAACUCCGCUUCUCUGGAUCAAAAAUAUCAUUGCAGGGAGUAUGGAUAUUGGGACCUUUCAAACAUCCAAAAGCCUAGCCUAAUGAAUCUUGUAUUUGACAGUGUAUCUGCUAAAUCUUCCUCUGCUCACAUUUAGCACAGACUUCUUUUAAUGAGUCUUUUGUGGAGGGAGGCUUUGCACUGCCUUGUGACGCAGCUGCUGAAUCCUCUUACUGCAGCUUUUCUUGAAGUGCCAUUUUUGGGCCAUGAGAAGUCAGUUGCCACUUUUGUCUUUUUCGCCAAUAAUGUUAUGUCUAAACCUAGGAAAGUUCUAUGAACUCUGACCAUUUUUGUCCCUGCUUUUAUGUCAGGCAUGCAGUUGUUAAACUCUUUCUUGAAGUCACUUUAUUAAAGAGCCAGUGGUGAAGAGAGGCUAAAGCCAUAGACUUCAUUGCACUGAUACACUUUAAGUAAGGCACCAGCCUUAUUUGUUCUCUUUAUAGCCCUUUCUCUUGCAGGAUCUAAUUUGCCUCUUUCAAGAUUCUGAUGAAUUACUUGUCUUCAGCCAUUGAAGUAAGAAGGGUUAGAUAGCCAGCAUAGCAGGCUGUUUGAAAGGCCACCUACUGGUUUAGUAAUCUGAGGGACAAAACAAAAUAAAGAGCAUAGCAGGACAAAAGCUAAAGUUAAAAUAUUUCCUGUGCCUUUUAUUUUUUUAAAAAAAGUAGAAGGAAUUUUCCUGGGAUUAUUAGCUGGCAGCUUUCUGUUUUUGGUGAACAUAUGAAGUUAAAGCUACUUAGGUUUUUAUAAAUUGGUCAGUUCAUAAUUCAGAAAGGCUGACAUGACAUUGCAAAAUUGCCAUACAUAUUAAAACAUUUGAAUUUUUAAUAUUCAUUUUUAAAAUGGUCAGGGAAGUGCAGUGCUUAAGAGUAAAAUAUUUUGGGGAUGAAAAGUUAGUGGGAGGACUGAUUGCAAAUAGAUUUUUUUGAUGUCUGUAAUGUUUCCAUCUUGACUGUGCUAAUACAACAGGAAAAGGUCUGAAAAGUCUUAAAAUAGGUGCUUUACAAAGGUUAAACCAGUCAUCCUUUUAGAAGACUCCCAAUGGCUUCUUUCAAAGGCUUUCCCAGACUCCCUUUAUGUGUGCAUCCAUAGAUGUUUUAUUUGCGGUCAGUCUCUGAACUAACAAGUUUGGAAAGCUCUUGUACUUAAGAACAGAAUUCAGGAAAUUCAGUCCCUUUAAACUGUCUAAGCUGUCUAGUGGGUGGGUUCUAUGUCAGCUUCUCUAUGUGUAAGUGUAUGUAUUUUGUAGAGAUUAUAUCAAUUUUAGGGGCCUUCUGUUAGAACUGCAAUGAUAAGAUCUUUAUAUUUAGAUAUCUUUCUUAAUGACAAUCUCUUUACUUUUAUAUUUUUAAAGCAAUUUUGUACUGUAUCAGAAACAUGCUGUAGCAAUCAGCAAAUUGAAUUGAACCACUUUUGAGGGUUGCUGAGUGGAACUGCUCCAAAAAUUUGCUUAUUUUUGGGAGUACAGUAUUCAAGCAUUAUUUGGCCCUGUUUUAAACAGGGAACAUCAAAAAGCAUAAUAUUUUUCCUACAGUAUACAAACAAUGCAAAUAUUCUGCCUGUUUGAGUUAACAAAUAUUAGGAAAAGAAAUUCAGCAAACAAUUGUAUAGAAAUUUUCUCUUUAACAUCCAUUGGAGAGAAUCCUUAUGAGACGAUCAUAUUGUUUGAAAGACAGAAUUUCUUUUAUCAUUUUUGGGAAGCAAUAUAUGAUGCAGAACUUAAUGUCUAUCCAAAAGGAAUUCCUGUUAACUAAUUGGUCUGAAGAUGUUCUAGCAGGUUGCACAUGUUUUUUUUUUUCCAAAUAGCAUUUCUGACACAGCAUCAUUUCUUUUUGAUGACAGUAAAACAUGGGAAAUUAAUAGAUUACAUUUUAUGAAUUAAACUCAGUGCAGCUACUUUGACUGACUACAACAGGGAACUUUGUGGGAAUGAUAUAAGAUUGCUUGAUGCUGUGUUAUAGUGAGAGGAAUAUGUAUAGAGUUUAUGUCUUAACUUUGCACUGCUUUUUUAAUCACAUGAUUUUUCAAUUUGUCCUUU
Messenger RNA from Thamnophis elegans (Western terrestrial garter snake), 3330 nucleotides. It is a transcript of the gene RAB29, whose product is annotated as RAB29, member RAS oncogene family. The transcript is spliced from 6 exons. Gene Ontology annotation, cellular component: Golgi apparatus; vesicle; trans-Golgi network. The coding region runs from base 366 to 989 and encodes 207 amino acids. The record is from RefSeq and is a predicted model, not a curated record. NCBI's taxonomy places the organism in Eukaryota, Metazoa, Chordata, Lepidosauria, Squamata, Natricidae. Gene Ontology annotation, molecular function: GTPase activity; GTP binding. Gene Ontology annotation, biological process: vesicle-mediated transport.